This is a messenger RNA of Blepharisma stoltei, 1194 nucleotides long. NCBI's taxonomy places the organism in Eukaryota, Ciliophora, Heterotrichea, Heterotrichida, Blepharismidae. The record is from the annotation of a GenBank genome assembly.
AUGAGCAAUUUAUUAGAAACUUUAAGACUAACUCCAAGAAAUACUUCUAGACCAAAAGAAAAAGCCAAUUCUUCCUUUUCUUUUACAUCAUAUCAGCCUAUCCCUCAUAGACGCUCUAUAAGCAAUUCAUUGGGCCUUUCCCAAAUCCGCACAAAUCUAAAAAAAUUGCAAGACACUCCAAAAAUUUCUUUAUUACCAGAAAUUUCUCCCAGGCACAAAGAAGCCAUAUCAAUAGCUUUUAAAAAAACCUUGAAAAUCACUGUCGACAUGCCAAAAGUUGAGCUCCAAUCUGUAGUAUCAAGCAAUGAUAACAAUCAAUCAACCCCAAAUAAAACAGCAACAAGUCCUACAGAUAAAUGUGUUCAAACUCGUGAUAGCCCAUCUCCUAGAUCAGCUCUAAAAGGCCUUGAAUUUAAAUUAAAAAGUCCUUAUAAGCUUCAAUCUAAUAGACGGCCACUCACUCCAUGACUUGCAAGAAUGAGAACAAAGCUUUUAUUAAACAGAUUUGGACCGCUUCCAAUAUCAAAAAAUUGAUCUAACAACUAUACUGUAAGUUAUCAGCCAAUUAUGCUGUCCAAAAGACAAGUAAAUUUGGUAUCUCCAAAUAAUCAACAUUGCUGGGUCAUGCAGCUUGCAAAUGAUUUGACAACGUUUUUAGAGUUUAUUGAAAAUGCUUAUAAACCUGUUUACGAUGAAAUUGAUUUAGCUCAAAAAGGGUUCAUUAACUUAGACGAUUUGGUGAAUUUUGUGAUAUUGAAAACAUUUGUGAAUAAUCAGAAUAUUGAGGAUGCUAAUUAUGAAAAUAUUAAGGAUAAGGCAAAAGAAAUACUUGGAGUGCUGGGGAUUGUUACAAAAAAAACUAAAAUUUUUCGAAAAGAUGUUAUGGCUUUAUGUAGUGUUUUUGAAUAUUUUAAUGAAAACCGAGUAGAGCUUGAUUUAUUUAGUUCUUCUGUUUUGCGUGAAUUAAGUGACUAUUUAGAGAAGCUAAAAGAAAUCUUUAAGUGUUAUUCACAUAAUAAUGUCAUAACACAAAAAGAUUUAGGUCAGAUUUUAGAUAUUUUCAAAAAGAAAAACGAGUUCAAAAUAUUGGAAUCUUUAAUUGGUCUUGAACCAAUUGAUUUUUCUAAAUUUUUAAGGUUUAUUCCUUUCUUUAAUCAACUCCAUAUCAAAACUUUAUCCCAAUUUGAGAAUUAG